This is a messenger RNA of Chrysochloris asiatica (Cape golden mole), 2463 nucleotides long. RefSeq names its product zinc finger CCCH-type containing 11A (gene ZC3H11A). Bases 13 to 2463 code for a protein of 816 amino acids. The transcript is spliced from 16 exons. Gene Ontology annotation, molecular function: metal ion binding. The record is from RefSeq and is a predicted model, not a curated record. Lineage: Eukaryota; Metazoa; Chordata; Mammalia; Afrosoricida; Chrysochloridae.
GAUCUACCCAGCAUGCCUAAUCAAGGAGAAGACUGCUAUUUUUUUUUCUACUCAACAUGUACCAAAGGUGACAGCUGCCCGUUCCGUCACUGUGAAGCUGCACUAGGAAAUGAAACUGUUUGCACAUUAUGGCAAGAAGGACGAUGUUUUCGACAGGUGUGCAGGUUUCGGCACAUGGAGAUAGAUAAAAAGCGUAGUGAGAUUCCUUGUUAUUGGGAAAAUCAGCCAAUGGGAUGUCAGAAGCUAAACUGUGCGUUCCAUCACAACAGAGGACGCUAUGUUGAUGGCCUCUUCCUGCCGCCCAGCAAAACUGUGUUGCCCACUGUACCUGAGGCACCAGAAGAGGAAGUGAAGGCUAACCAGCUCACAGUUCAACAGAACAAAUUGUCUGUCCAGUCUAACCCUUCCCCACAGCUUCGGAGUGUUAUGAAAGUUGAAAGUUCAGAAAACGUUCCCAGCCCCACACAUCCACCAGUUGUAAUCAAUGCUGCAGAUGACGAUGAAGAUGAUGAUGAUCAGUUCUCUGAGGAAGGUGAUGAAACCAAAGCACCUAACCUGCAAGUACCUCCUGAAAUUCAUAAUGGACUGCGAGUGGCUUCUGUCCGGAAACCUGGACUCAGUGUAAAGCAAGGUGAAUGUUUGAAUUUUGGAAUAAAAACUCUUGAAGAAAUCAAAUCAAAGAAAAUGAAGGAAAAAUCCAAGAAGCAAGGUGAAGGUUCUUCAGGAGUUUCCAACCUUCUACUCCAACCCCAACCAGUUCCAGGUCCCGAAAAAGAGAAUGUCCGAACUGUGGUGAGGACAGUAACUUUGUCAAGUAAACAAGGAGAUGAACCCUUGGUUAGAUUGAGUCUCACUGAGAGACUGGGCAAACGAAAAUUUUCAUUUGGUGGAGACAAUGAUCCACCAUUAAAGCGUAGCCUUGCACAGAGACUGGGAAAGAAGGUUGAAACUCCAGAAACGAACCCUGAUAAAACAUCAAAGAAAGUUCAAGUUUCCAAAUCUCUAAAGGAGCGAUUAGGCCUGUCUGCUGAUCCAAACAGCGAGGAGGCAACAGAGAAAGUUACUAAAGUUGGUGAGAUCCAUGUGAAGACAUUAGACGAAAUUCUUCUUGAAAGAGCCAGUCAAAAACGUGGAGAAUUGCAGACAAAACUCAAGACAGAAGGACCUUCAAAAGCUGAUGAUUCCACUUCAGGAAUGAGAAGCUCCUCCAGUGUCCGAAUCAAAACCUUCUCUGAGGUCCUGGCUGAAAAGAAACAUCGGCAGCAGGAAGCUGAGAGGCAAAAAAACAAAAAAGAUGUAACUUGUAUCAAGUUAAAGACUGAUAAUGAAAUGAAAAUACCAGUGGUUUUGCCACCCAUAUCUGCCAGUAAAGGACUCUUAGAGGAGCCAGCAGUUAAAACACAAUCCAUGCAGGAGGUGCGCAUCAAGACGCUGGAGGAGAUUAAACUGGAGAAGGCACUGAGAGUGCAGCAGAGCCGUGAGAGCAGCCCCAGGCCCCAGCCCCAGCCUGAAUGCUCGCCAGCUACAAGGCGGCUGCUGCGCAUCACCAAAAGAACUGGUAUAAAAGAGGAGAAGAGACUUCAGGAAGGAAGUGAAGUUGCAUCUCAGAGUACUGUUACUAGAGCAGAGGCUAAAGAGGCUCCUGGUGAGACCACAGGGGGUGACACCACUAAAAUUCAAGUCAAGAGAUGUGAGACCAUGAGGGAGAAGCAGGUGCAGAAACAGCAGGAGAGGGAAACCCCGCAGAAGGAAAAAUCCGUUUUGACACUCCUUCAGGGAGAUGUCACCUCUUGCAAUACCCAAGUGCUCGAGAAAGCAGUGCUCAGUACUGUCUCAGGCAUCACUCGGCACCCGACAAAGCGGCUGCCCACAAAGCCAUCCCAGAAGUUGGAGGUGGAAACCUCAGGGAUCGGGGAUUCAAUAUUGAAUGUGAAAUGUGCAACACAGCCCUUGGAAAAAAGGGGUAAAGCUAAACCCAAAGUGAAUGUGAAGCCAUCUGUGGUUAAAGUUGUUUCAACCCCCAAAUUGGCCCCCAAACGCAAGGCAGUAGAGGUCCACCCUGCUGUCAUUGCAGCUGUGAAGCCAUUGAGCUCCAGCAGCGGUCUGCAGGAAUGCCCCGCCAAAAGAGCAGCUGUGGCUAUUGUCCCAAUCCUCGCUGAGGACAAGUCAGUCACUGUGCCUGAGACAGAAAAACCAAGGGACAGUCUUGUGCCAUCUCCUACUCAGUCCUCUUCAGAUCCAUCGCCAUCGGAAGUGUCCGGUCCAUCCUCAUCCCAAGUGUCUGUAAAAACUCGCCGACUCAGCUCCACUUCAUCAGGAAAGCCUCUACUCUCUGUGGAGGAUGAUUUUGAGAAACUAAUCUGGGAGAUUUCAGGAGGCAAAUUAGAAGCUGAGAUCGACCUGGAUCCUGGGAAGGAUGAAGAUGAUCUUCUGCUUGAGUUAUCAGAAAUGAUUGAUAGCUGA